GUGACCUGGCGGCCCGGCGACACCUCUUUCGCUCAGUAACCGCUCCGAGCAGCUCCGAGCAGGACCCUCGCUCCCGAAAAAAGAAACCUCGCGCCCCCCCUACCCCCCGAGCGCCCUCACCAUGAAGACCGCUGGACUAGCUUCUCUUCUCCUUCUCUCCCUCCUGCUGACGGGGACAGAAUCAGAACAACCAGGUCCACCGCCAUCAAUAAAUCAGAACGCCACAGAAUCAGAACAACCAGGUCCACCGCCAUCAAUAAAUCAGAACGCCACAGUGUCAAAAUCAGCAAUAGCAACGACUGUAUCUGACGAAACUAUAAAAUCAACUGAAGCAGCACCCAGAACAAUAGGCUCGACACCACCACAAGUGUCCCCAGAGUCCACCAGGAAUGAUACUCGCAAUAAAAACAGGUCAGAAGAGACUGGAUCCACUCAGGAAGGAGGCUCCCCCACCGGAAACGUGACAGGAAUUACUACUACUAAGGAUACGGCUGUUAAUGUAACUGCGACUCAGACCACCCCUUCAGCAGAUUCCCCAGUGACCACCAGUACUAGCGGUACUAAUGGUACUAGCCAUAAAAUCAAGUCAGGAGAGACUGCACCCACUAUGGAAGCACCGAAGUCAACAAACGCUCCUGGAAUGACAGUUGUCACAUCAACCACAAAUGCAUCCGUGACAGCUAGAGGUGGCACAAGCCUAGAUAACAAUGAAUCAAACAAGCAAAUGAAUGGACAACCCAAAGAACCCCCCAAACAAGAUAAAAAGAUGCUUUGGAUUCUGUUGCCUGUACUUGUGAUUCUGGUGGCUGGGGUCAUCUAUGUUCUGAAAAAGUACACAAAGGGCCACACACGUACAGACACAGCAGAGAAUGGAACAGAAAAUGCUUCCUUUCAAAGCAGAUCUGACAAUAAAGAUGGAGUGAUGCUUCUGGGGGUGAAAACAUCAGCAGGAGAGGAAAAUGCAGCUGCAAGAUAAGGAGGAAGAAUGAACACUACUGAGUGAACCAAGAAAUGGGCCAGUACUUUGACCAGACAAAAAGGGCUCCAAAUCACACACUAUUUUGUUAUUUACCUUUUUUGUUGCUCUGAAACACAAUAGGGCAACUGCAACCAGUUUAGCAGGUUUAAUCCCCUAUGACACAGAACUGCAUUACGACUGGAGCAGCCACGACUAUUCUCUGAUUGGGAGUAGCUAUUCCACUUCUAUACAUACAGAAUAUGUGCUGCCUAGAGGUGUAAACCUGUGGUUUAAACUCCUGCUGAGUUGUUUGCAUUCGCCCCAUUGUUACAAAUGUCUCAUUAAAUCUAUUACACAUAAGCAUCUGGAAACAAACUACGUCGCCUGAGGGAUGUGCCAUCACAUGCAAGAGGAAAUGAUGUCACUUACUGAAGGAAAGGAAGGAGCAAUUGCAUCUAGAAACAUGUGGCUUUUUAUAAAGAAUGGAAGUUUAAAUAUUUGAAAUAUGGAGAAAAUACCUUUUUUUUUUAAAUGAAUGAAACUUGAUGGAGGGGUUUUAUACCCCAGUGGGUCUAGAGGGCUACAGGCAAAAAAGGGUCAAUGGAGCUGUCGCAUACACUGAGACUAGGCUAAAAUCAAGAGGUGUGAGAUAGAAGCUACCAGUGGAACACUGAGUGAUAACAAACAAUGAUGAUGAACAAUCUGGAACCUUCUGCAUGCUACAAGCCUAUAGGGAAAAUUAGUGAAUUUGAGAUAUAAACUCAAAAGAAAAUAAGGCAAAGCACUACAUGCACAUGCAUUAGCAUUGUAUACACACGCACGCACAAUCACAAACAGAUAAACACACACACACACACACACGCAUACAUACACACAACCAUUUACCAUUUCCAUUUGCAUAUGCACAUCCAAGCAAACAGAAACACACACAAAUGUAUGCUUUGCAGAUCACUGAAAAAUCAGAACAAAGUCAAAGUCUUACUUUAAGUGGACAAGGCUGUUACACACUGGCAAAAAUGUAUAUUUUUAGAAAUUGCACAAGAAAAAGUAUUUUGAGCCAAAUAAUGUCUUUCCAGUGAUUGAUUACACACUGUUGUUGCUGUUUUUUCCUUGCCUUUGGUUACAAGAAUCAGUCUUGUCUUGUCCGUUCUACACAGUAAAGAAUAUUGUAUUAAUUCCCGGAUAAAUUCAGUAGUUGUACAAAUAUGCUUAAUGAUUUUUUUUUACUCUGUAUGUACAUGUAAUCACAAACAAAAUCAAUCCAAACCCCUCGUUCCUCGUACAUUUCAGUGAAUUGUGACCAGCAAAAUCCUUGAUCUGGAGUCAAAUAUUACAGCAGCAUUUUUCAGAAAAAUGUUCAGAUGUCAAAGCUAGAUAUUCCAGAUGUCAGAAAAAAACAAAACAAUCUUGAUUUCCCAGUGCUUAUUGUGGCACUACUCUACUAGGUUCACACAAUGGAUUUCUUUAAUACAAAAUGACAUUAGGCUCAAAUGAUUCUAGGAUCCAAACAAAUGAGGCCUUUUAUAGGUAAUAUUAGCAUUGCGGAUUACUGUUUAAUUUAAAGUACACACACACACACACACAAUGAGAAACAUGGAGAAAGGUGGUGAAGGUUGGGUGUUUUAUCAGUUGUUCUUUUACUUUUGGAAUCACUUUGUUAAUGCAUACCAUGCCAAGAUUGUAGAGAUGAUUUAAACCAAUUUUGUCACUGUUGACAUUGCUUUUGUUUUUUUUCCAGAAUAUUUGUGAAUAAGUGUCCUUCUUUUUGAACCAGUUUUAUGCAAGUGGAAAAUUGUUUUCUUUUUUAAAUCGUGUCUUAUUAAAGUUCUCAUAAUUUUCCUAUAA
Conger conger (European conger) is the source of this 2803-nucleotide messenger RNA. RefSeq names its product mucin-13-like. The transcript is spliced from 14 exons. The record is from RefSeq and is a predicted model, not a curated record. Bases 122 to 976 code for a protein of 284 amino acids. NCBI's taxonomy places the organism in Eukaryota, Metazoa, Chordata, Actinopteri, Anguilliformes, Congridae.